CCUGAUCCCGCCUCCAGCAGCAACGAGUUGAGUUGUGGCUGGAUCAACAAGAAACUGUACACUGCGGACCGUUUUACUCAUCAAUCCCUGUCUGGACCAGCCUUAUCCCCCCACAAUGGCCUCCUCCUCAUCAGUUGGAGAUAAACAGCUCCAGAGGAUAAUCAGAGAUCUGCACGAUGCUGUUAUAGAGUUGAGUAAAGAACACAGAGAGUGUGCUGAACCCAUAACAGAUGACAGUGCCAGUCUGCGCAAGUUCUUCUAUAAGCUUGAAUACCUUUUGCAGUUUGACCAGAAAGAGAAGACAACCUUUCUUGGGCAAAGAAAAGACUACUGGGACUACUUCUGCGACUGCCUGAUUAAGAUCAAGGGAGCUAACGAUGGCAUCCGUUUUGUUAAAUCCAUCCCUGAGUUAAAGACGUCGCUGGGGAAAGGACGGGCCUUCAUCCGCUACUCUCUCGUUCACCAGCGUCUGGCAGACACUCUGCAGCAGUGUUUCAUCAAUCAGAAAGUCACAAGUGACUGGUAUUAUGCCCGGAGUCCCUUCCUCAAGUCCUACAUCACCGCAGAAAUAAUCAACGACCUUUAUGAGCUGAACCAGAUCCAGUUCGACGUGGCGCCCAGAGGUUACGACCUCGAUGCAGACUGGCCCUCAUUUGCGAGGAGAACCUUAGGAGCUGCUUCACAUAGUCUCUUGUGGAAGCCUCCAAGCCGCUGUUCCAGCAUCAACAGCCUGGUCGGCAGCAACUCACACUCGCAGGUGCACGAGUGCCUUCAAGUCCCAGACCUGAGUCCCAGUCUGCUUGGAGAACUCGGAGAUUUUGGAGAACACCCAUCCUGCUGCAUUGCGGAGAACCUGCGCGUCGAACUCGAUCAGUCCGAGCUCAGGCAGCAGCAGCUCCUGGUACAUGUCCAGGAGUUGAGCGAAGAGGCCGCUGAGCUGAAAGGUGUCGUCAGAGAUCUUCAAGGUCAGAUAUCGGCUCAAACAUCAAGCAUUUCGGCACCUGUCCUUGCCCGGCGUACCUCAGAAACUGGUGAUGAGGACAGAGUGAAUCUGUACCAGAGUCAGAAGGGUUUACAAGAGAGACUCAAAGCUGCUGAAAGCAAAAAUAUGGAGCUUUUGGCUAAGUUGGACGAGGCUCUUAACGAAAAGGGUCAACAAACAGCCAGCUACUGUGACUCGGCCUGGAAAAUCCAGGAACUGUUAGAGAAACUUAAGACUGCAGAGGAGGAGAGGGUAGAGGCAAAGAGAGAGGCAGAGGACAGAGCCAGACUCUCUGAACAUUUGUCCCAGGAUCUAAAACUCAGGGAAGAAGAGUUGAAGAACAGUGAGGCGAAGCUGGAUGAAGUCAAAGUCAGAGCACACGCUGAACGGGAGGAGGCUCUUGCACGGCUAGAGGAACUCCAGAGCGCGGUGGGUCGAAUUCAGGGGGCGCUCACGUUGAAAGAGAAGGAGACUGGAAACCUGAGAGCCCAGCUGCAGGACGUGCAGGCCUCUCUGGAGUGCAGGGAACGCCAAGCGGAGGAGCUGAGGAGAAGGUUGCAGGAGGAGGUCGAGCAAAGAUGUGGUCUGAGCUGCGAGGAACUGGAGGGCCAGAUGUUGGAACUAAGAAAAACUCUAAGAAGCAGGGAGAAAGACCUAACGGCUCGGUCGGAAAAGAUCAAGCAUUUGGAGGAACAGCUGGAGAAGCUAAACGCUGAGCGAGCGUCUUUGAGCUUCCAAAGCGAUGAUGGGAAUUCUGUCUAUUGUGAGACUGGAAACCACGAGGACUACAAAAACCAGUGCAAUCAUCUCAUGGAAAUGAACAAAGAGCUUCUCCAAGCCGCAAAGAGGAAUGAGGCAAGUGUUACAGAGCUGAAGGAAACCAGGGUUGCCCUGCUGGACCAGCUGGCUGCUUUAAGAGCCUCAGAGAAGCAGUUAAAGAGGAGAGUAGAAGCUGCUACGGUGAGCGUGGAAGACAGGGAGAAGAAGCUUUUAGAUGAAAACCUGCAACUUGAAGAGACUCUCCAAAAGAUGUUGCUCCAGAACGAGGAGCUAGAUGCUCAGGUGAAAAAGUCACAGCAGGAAAAUGUCGAGCUUUUAGAUACCCAGUCCUCAAUGAAGAGGCGAUUAGCCACCGCCCAACAGGAGCUGGAGCUUCUCAAUACGAGAGCGGACAUGUUGGCAAACAACCUGACGGGGUCCCAAAGGGGCCAAGCGGAGUUGCUUGAAAAGCUCCAUGAAGCCGAGGCCAGCCUGAGAGCCCAGGCUGUAAACUGUGCUCUCCUCCAGGCCCGGGUAGACGAGCUGGAGAGCGGCGCCGUGCAUCGCGAAAAAGGAGCUGCAGAAUGCAAUGAGAAAACGCAGAAGCUUCAAGACGAACGUCAAACCUCCUCGCCGGACGCCAAAGAGGCUCCGAUCAGGCUCGUCAUCGCCGAAGCCCAGCUGGAGCUCAACCAAAGGGAGGUGACCAGGCUCCGGGAAGAGGUAGUGGAGCUCAGGGCUCAGCUGCUGGCCGGAAACGAGGAGAAGACGAGGGCUCAGGCCCUGCAGGAGGUGACGGCGGCCUCGCGAGAGGACCUCCGCGUGUUAUCAGAUCAGCUGAAGGCCCAAGUGGAGGAGCUGAACCGCAGACACGUGGACGAGAUUCUGAGAUCCCGAGAGCGCGAGGAGGCUCUCCUGCGGGAGCGGGACGGCGAGGCGCAGGCUCGCGUGGGCCUGGCGGCGGAGGUGACGGCCACCAGGGAGGAGCUGGACAGACUGAAGCUGCGCUGUGAAGCUUUGCGCGUGGAGAACAGCGACUCGCAGGAGGCUCUGCACAGGGCCAACACAGAGACGGCAGAGCUCGGCGUGCACGUCUGCAUGCUGACCGCUCAAAACGAGGAGGCUCGCCUGCGCUGGGAGGGCCUGUCUUCAAGGCUGCAGGAGCAGCAGGAGGCAGCGGCCCAGGAGGCGGAGAGGCUCAACACCUGCGCGGAGCAGCUGCGUCAGGAGAACCAGCAGCUCCGCUCCCAACUCCGUGAAGAUGAGGAUCUGUUGCUGCUCGGGCAGAAACAGCAGCGGGAGCUCAGCGAGGCCCAGCAGGAAGCAGAGAGCGGACGGAAGACGAGCCAAGAAGAGAUUCAGGCGCUCCGGGCCCGACUCACGGGCCAUGAGGACCAGCUCCAGAGGGUGAAUCAGGAGUUGGAGGAUGUGAAGUUACAGCUGGUUGCUGAGCAGGAGAAAGGAGUCGGUCUGGAGAACAAACUCAAGCAGCUUGAGGCGGAGAGUCAGACACAUUGCCAACAGAUUGGGGAGAAAAACAUCCAGAUGGCCGAGUUGGAAAAUCUCAUCCAGCGGGAAGAAGCUGAGAUAAUCCAUCUGAAAGAGAAUUUAUCAAGGUCUGAGGAGGCCCUGGCUGCUGCCCAGCGAGCCUGUCAGGAGAUGGCUGAAAAUCUACGGCGGGUCAAGCAGGACAAACAGAGCUUUGAUUUAAAGACAGCCGCCGAACUCGAUGAUCUUUAUCGCACCAAAAUCAAUUUGGAGGAAAGACUCGUGGAGCUCAUCAGGGAAAAAGACGCUCUUUGGCAGAAGUCGGACGCCCUGGAGUUUGAGCAGAAGCUCCGUGAUGAGGAGACGGAGAGGGACGUCAACUACUGUUUGGGUUGUCACACUCAGUUCAGCUGGUGGCUGCGCAAAUACAACUGCAGACUGUGUGGGCGUCCCUUCUGCUACUACUGCUGCAGCAACGCGGUGAGCACCCAGCACGGCGGCAACAGAGAGCGCUGCUGCACCGACUGUUACAACCAGCACAGCGCGGUGGUCGAGCGCCACCCACAGGUGGAGGCCUCUCACAGCGCACCGGGCUCUCCGUUCAGCCGCUUGCUGCAGACCGGCAGGUCUCUGGCCGGCGUUGCAGGAGGAGAGGAAGGUGAAAAGCCAGAUGACGGUGUUUUUGACAUUAUCACUGAUGAGGAAGUCAGCGGUGUCAAUGACUGUGACUCUUUUACCACUGCCUGCUCUCCUGGACACGACCAGCAGGGGGCAGCACAACUGACCAACCAUGCCAGUGCCGGAGACGUUGCGUCAGAGGAUGCCGAGGACAUCAGCGCUGCCGUACAGGAUGCUGAGAUCUGCCUGCUGAAGUCUGGGGAACUAACGCUCUCCGUCUGCUUGACGGUGGACGACAUCUCGGGAUUCGGGGAGAGCUCUCGGGAGCUCUUCAUCAAGUCGAGCUGUUACAGCGUCAUCCCCAUUACUAUGACGUCUCCGGGACCCACCGUGUGCUGGACCUUCACCUCCGAACCAAAGAGCAUCGCCUUCAGCGUGGUCUACAGGGAGAGCGCUGAGACUCCACUGGAGCAGGCCAAGGUUUUAAUUCCUCUGACUCGCUGUAAUUCUCACAAAGAGACGAUGCAGGGGGAGCUAAAAGUCAGAAACCAAGGAGAAUACACACUAAUCUUUGACAACUCUUUCUCCAGGUUCAUUUCAAAGAAAGUGCUGUAUCAUCUGAGUCUUGACAAGCCCGUGGCCUGCGAUGGAGCUGGCCUUCUCUGAACCGGACAAAGCAGAACAGGUGGAGAUCUGACUUUCCGUGUCAAGAUGUUUCCGUUCGCGCGGAUCGUCUCCCAGGUAAAAUGGUCUGACUCGUCUGCAGCAGAGCAGCCUCGGCGAAAAGGUUGUGGCAUUUAAAAAGUGUCUCUCUCGGUUUUGCACACGAGGUGUUGUACGUCAGGCGAGGUCUUAUCAAAGAAGAACAAAAGCUGCAAACAACUCGCGAAAACAGUGCUGCUCUGCAGAACGCCAGUGUGCACGGUGUGUUGCUGAGGCUGGUUUAAAUGUAGCAUGGAGGAUUUCUGUAGGGGGCUUUGCAGAAGUAAAACUGCCGUUUAGUUUAUCCCGAGACCAUGUUGUUGUUUUUUUUAUUCAAUUCGUAUCAUAGAAGAAGUUAAAUGAAAAGCGAAAUAAGAUCUCUACACAUCGACAGCUGGGUUUUAUAGCGUUGCAUUCCUCUGCCACAGUACUUGUAGUUUUGUUACAGUUAUCUUGUUUUUUGUGAAAGAAAACAGGACUAAAUCAAUCUGUUACUAUCAAAUUUAACUUGGGUUUAUGCGCAUUCUUUAAAAGGUCUUAAAUUAAACCCAGAUUCUCUGUACAAGAUCUUACAUUUCGUUUAUUCAGGACAUUUAUAGAUUUGUUCAUUCGUUGCUUUUUUAUGAAAUGUUUUUGUUUUUAAACUUUUUAUUUUUAUUUUGGAAAUUAUUUUUUGGUUCUGUGUCUUGAACAGUAACUGGCUGAGCAAUUGAGGUACUAUUACACAUUGAUCAAACUAUACUCUAGCCUUUACUCCGCCAAAAGUGGCUUACUGGAUUCCUUUUGGGGAAAGCAAAAACAAAAUGUUGUUGGUAAUCAUCUUCUAGCUACUCUCUUAUUAUGAAGCGAUGCAUGUUUAUCAAGGUUUGGCUUGAAAACAGGAACUUCGUUAGGUCACUAAAUUGUUUCAAGAUAAAUAUUCUGACCGUUGCCGUGUAAUUUGCUCAAAGGCACUGAACCUAAGUAACAAGGACUGGAGUCACAAGCCAGAGCUAAAAGAUUACCAGUUCAAGUGGAUAAAGUUAUGUUUACUUGACUUAAGUUUUUAAGAAGUUUGAUUUAAAAAAAAAAAAAAAAAAAAAAAAACUAUUGGUAAGUUAACCAGGGUGUUAACCAGGGUGUUUGGUAAUUCACAUAUGUCUAACAUUUAAAUAAGUGUGCAAUGUCUUAAAAUGUUGUUCAAACCCUGUUUAAAACACAUCCAAUGAAUAUCAUUACUGUAGAAAUAUGUAGCAGAAUGUUUAGCAUCGUUUUAUGAGAUGGGAAGAAGUGACGGUUCGCAUGACUGAAAAAGGAAGGUCAAGUUUGUUACUCAAUUGAAGUAAAUAGUGUCAGAUAAGCAAAAGUCUGUUGCUUCGACUGUGUUAUUUGAAAAGAUGUAAAACCUCAUUAACAUUUCCUCUAUUAGUCUCUUUAAAUGGCUGUUGGAAUCGAGCUUUAGGUCUUUAAUGAUUCUGAAACAUCCAAUCUAACAAAAUCCCAUUUUAAUCUGCACAUGUGCUUAAUUAUUGCCCUAUAGCCUUCUUAAUUUGGAAAAGAUAGACUUGUGAAAAUGCAUUUGUGAUGAAACAUAAGUUUAUUUCUAUAGCCCCAUUCAAGAGCAUUUUAAGUACUUUGCAGGCAAGUUCAAUAAGCUAGAAAUGUUGGCCUUACAUAAUAGCAGCAAAACAAAAAAAUACAAACAACUGAACGGCCACAAACUAAUGAAAUAACUGAUGAAGAUAAGCUUUUGGCUUUAUUUUUGCAGCAAUAGUUAAUGUUUUCAGACUGGAUUUGAAGGAAGUAAAAUGUUUGCACAUCUAAUAUUUUCAGGAAGUUGAUUUUCAGGUACAGGAAAACAGAAACUAAAUUCAAAAGACCAAACAUUUUGGUUUUAUAUCCAUAGUUCUCUUUAAAGGACAUUUGCUGAGAGCCCUGGUUCCGUUGCUAGCUAACACUACAAAUAUGCAUUCACAAGGCGGGAGUGUAGUUAUGUGAAAGUUUCAUUGUUUGAAAUAUAUUUUGUGUUUUUCUUGGAACUUCGCUUGAAACAUCCCUUCCAGCUGUUUGACUAAAAAUGCAUAAAUGGUUUUAUUUCUCAAGAGACACUUAAAGAAGGAUGAUCUAAAAAAUCAAAUUCUGCAUUUUUAUCUUAACGCAAAGGUUUUAUAGAUAGAAAUGUUUGUUUUUAAAUGAUUUUACUUUGAAAUUAGUUGCUAUUAUGAAGUGUGAGUGUAUUGUAGCCUACCGUGUGAAAUGAAAGUAGUCUUUCUCCGAAAUACUGACAGUGGGGAUCUAUGUUGUCUUUCUACUCUAAUAUCCCAGGGUAGACCUGUGAGGUAGAUAUUUAUUGUUUAGGUUACUGACGCACUGUUGAAGAACAGAACAUUUACAAAGUUCCUCCAAUUGAUUGAAACCCAUUUAAUAUUGUGAAAAAGUAAACGUUUAAGAAAACAUGCAAACAUCGUGUUUUAACUGACAGAUAUGUGUUGCCAAAUAUCCCGAAGACAUUUUAUAUUUUACUCAUGUUAAAUGGGAAUUUCUAUUUAAAGAGGUUACAGAAGGACUGCUGUAUAAUGCACUUUUAAAAGGGCUGAACGCCAGUGCCAGUAGAUUAAUAUGUUUUUAUCUUCAGUUUGACUUGUGAAUGUAGUUUUGUUGAUGUCUUCUACUGCGUUUUCUGACAUAAGAGCUUUAAAUUUCUGAUUCUACUUGCAAAUGUUUGUGUUUUCUUAAUACAUCAUUUACAAAAACCACAUUUGUAUCAGAAAUGUUUAAGGUUUUUGUUUAAUAAAUAGGAUUUGUGGGAAAAAA
Molecule: messenger RNA, 7342 nt
Organism: Fundulus heteroclitus (mummichog)
Lineage: Eukaryota; Metazoa; Chordata; Actinopteri; Cyprinodontiformes; Fundulidae
Product: FYVE and coiled-coil domain-containing protein 1
Exons: 18
Coding region: 116-4513 (1465 amino acids)
Biological process (GO): positive regulation of autophagosome maturation; plus-end-directed vesicle transport along microtubule
Cellular component (GO): late endosome; autophagosome; lysosome
Molecular function (GO): metal ion binding
Source: RefSeq, a predicted model, not a curated record